Molecule: messenger RNA, 2645 nt
Organism: Gastrolobium bilobum
Lineage: Eukaryota; Viridiplantae; Streptophyta; Magnoliopsida; Fabales; Fabaceae
Exons: 17
Coding region: 30-2297 (755 amino acids)
Source: RefSeq, a predicted model, not a curated record
CUCAGAGAGAGAGAGAGAGAGAGAGAGAGAUGGCUCUGAGGUAUCGUCGUGUGAAGGAAAUCGCAAGGUUUCUAUCACCCGUUGUCUACCCAGGGGAUUGUUAUCAUCAAUCUGGCAAAGCUUUAAAGUUAUUGGCAUUGUCUAUAAUGCCAAUACCUUCUGCUCCAAAGUCAGUUGCUAAUUGGACUCCAGUGAGAGGGUUUCAUGAACAUAGGUUUUCAACAAUGGCUGAUGUAUCGCAUGAACCUGCCUCUGAAAUUGAUCUUUUGUCUUUCAUUAAAGCUUCGCUGGAUGAGUUUGAAGGCACCCAUCAUUAUUGGUUAAAUAGAUCACACAAAAAUAAACAACUUUUCAGGGCUGAAGGGAUCUUUUUGGUUCUUGCUGCCAGAAUUUUUGACCACUGCAUUAUGUUUGAAAAAUUGAAGACAAUUCAGAAGAGGUUCCCUAAUAUUAUUAUUAUGGGCCUAAAAGCAAUUCACACUCCUGCUGACGGAAUGCAGCUUAUCCAGUUACUGAUGACAGAAAAUAUAACAUUCCCCAUUUUGUUGUCUCAGCGGACAUUUUCUGAGAUAGAGGAAGGUGCGUGCUACAUAUUGUUUAGAAAUUUUAGGAGCCCAGUAAUUUUUAAUGAGAAGGACACGGAUCUUGAAGUUCUAUCCCAAGCUGUUCAGGAGUUACAGAUGCAUCUAAGUGGUGAUUCUAAGUUGCAUAAUGUCUUGAGAUGUACAUCUUUGAAGCAAGAUGGGGUCACUAAGGAUCAAUAUAUUUGUUCUCCUCUUCAGAAUUUACUUUUAUAUUACCCAGGUUGCGUCUCUGCAGAUGAAAGUUCAAACCGCCUCUUUUUUUCUGAUUGCAAUCAUCAUAGGAUUAUUGUAUCUUGUGGCAAUGGAGAGGUUCUUGACUGUAUUGGCUCUUCCCCCGGAUUUGAGGAUGGAGAUUUUGAAUCUUGUAAAUUAAGGCGUCCUGCAGGUUCUUAUUACCAUGCUACUGAGGAUUGCCUAUAUUUUGUCGAUUCAGAGAACCAUGCUAUCAGGAAAGCUGACAUGGAAGCACGAACAGUGGAGACACUUUAUCCUACCACUGCCUCAGGCAAAGAAGGUGUUCGCAUAUGGAAUUGGAUCAUGAGUAAGCUUGGCCUAGAAAGUACUAAGGAGAGCAAUGUUGAGGAAAGAUCUGAAGUAUUUGAUUCUAAAUUGUAUUUCCCAUGGCAUCUGUUAAAAUCAGUUGAUGACACUCUUUACAUUAUAGAUCACAGGUUUCAAACAUUAUGGACCAUGGAUUUUGGUUCUGGAAAGAUAGACGAAGUUUUUGAAGGUUCUCCUAGGAUUCUCGAGGUUUGUGGACAGAGAAUCAUGAAAAAGUUAUCCGUCUUGGAUCGGAUUCCCUGUGAUUGGUUUGAACAGCAAACUAAUAUUGGCUGUUUGGUGGAGGGCCUCCCACGUUAUGAUCUUUUAUCUUCAGUGACAACCUUGCAGAAGAACAUUUUCAUUUGUGAUAUAGUUGGACAGAGGAUUCUGAAGGUCAAUGCAGAAUCUGGGGUUUGUUUAAACUUCCAGUUAUCUAAGUUGGGGAUACUUGGUUUACCUUAUUGGUUGGAUUCCCCUCUGGAGACAUUUUAUGCUGUUGGAAGUGAGCUUUCGGGUACACCAAUUGAUCAUCUGCAGCAUUUUGAUUUGCUACCAGGCAGGAUUGACAUACAGUUGAAUGUGGAUGUUCCUAUGGAUAUCGAGCUUGUAGAGCCAUUACAAGAAUCCUGUAUAUGGCGUCAAGCAAGAGGUGCAGCUACUGAAAUUUCUGGAAUGGAUGAUGUUCCGGGAUCCUUAGAUAAGGUUGGCAUUGCACAACAGUGGUACGAUGAAUUGGAUUAUCUUGCCUCUACACAACUUGGAUCUGAAACGACUGUUGAAGAUGAUAAUAUGGAUAAAAAUUUAGUGGUGGAUGAUGAGAAAGUUCGCAGUAGCUGUGUUGUCUGUACUAGUCCUGGAACAAGUGAGGUUAUUAUUUACGCUGCAAUGUAUUUUAAACUUAGAAAAGUCCCAAACAUAGAUGAAGGCAACCGGGAGAAACAAGCAGCAAGGAUACUUGAUAUUAUGAGCUCUAAGAGAACUGGGAAAACAGAGAGAGAUUUAUGGAAUGCAUUUUUGUUGCAAUUUAAGGGUGAUUUGAGAGAGCUUAUUUUCAUGAAACCACUUCACAUCAGAUUAAAAUUAAAUAAUCUUGAUCAUCCAAAGGCUGAUAAUGGAAGGGAUAUUUUCUUGACGGACUCAUCAAUUGCGGUGAACGUAUUGCUCAAGUGACUAUAGGUUGAGGUGCACAACUGCAAAUAUUUUUCCAUGUCCCUUGUUGUAUUGUUUUGACAGUAUUCACUAUUUAGUACCCUUCCGUAGCAUUGCUAUUUACAGGAGUACUUGCUGGAAAAUGGUCAUCUAAUUAUCAGAUAUAUUUUAUGGGAAAUAUAGCUAUGUUGUUGCUGGAAAAUAAAAAAUUCUGCAGCAAGGAUAUGUUAGUGGAUCCUUAUUUAUUUUUAUUUUUUAAAAAAAUCUAGUGGGUCUCACUUUUUGUGUCUGUUGUAAAAAAUCUUAUCUGCAGUGACGGCAGAAAAAAGGGAUCCAUAUUAUAUUCGUUUUAAAUUUCAUUCGAUGUGU